Messenger RNA from Guillardia theta CCMP2712, 1029 nucleotides. RefSeq lists its product as hypothetical. The record is from RefSeq and is a predicted model, not a curated record. The annotation marks the transcript as partial. NCBI's taxonomy places the organism in Eukaryota, Cryptophyceae, Pyrenomonadales, Geminigeraceae. Gene Ontology annotation, biological process: coenzyme A metabolic process. The transcript is spliced from 8 exons. Gene Ontology annotation, molecular function: hydroxymethylglutaryl-CoA reductase (NADPH) activity.
AUGCGCGCCAUGGCGGGAUGCGGGAGUGCCCUGAGGGGCGUGGCGAAGAUGAGAGGAGAGGCGAUGAGAGGAGAGGCGAUGGCGCAUACUCUCCGAUGCUUCUCCUCCACUGCUGACAAGAACAGCUCCAGCCCCAGGAGCUCCAGGAUCUCCAAGUUCCAUGCUCUGACAGUGUCCCAGCGCCUGGCGGCGCUACAAGAGGCAGGGUUCGUGAGCCAGGAGGCACUGAAAGCGCUGGAGGGAGAGGGACUGGAGCUGAAACAGGCAGAUCAGAUGAUCGAGAACGUCCUGGGGACCUUCAAGGUGCCCAUGGGCGUCGCUCUGAACAUGAUUGUCAACGGCAGAGACUACGUCGUUCCUAUGGUGCUGGAGGAGCCAUCAGUUGUCGCAGCAGUGAGCAACGUGUCGAGGAUGGCGAGGCCUGAGGGGUUCGUUGCUGAGUCGGACGAUCCGGUCAUGAUAGGGCAGAUGAACGUGCUCAACAUCGAGGAGGGCAAGUUGGAUGGAGCAGCAAGUGCGCUGAGAGCCAACUUCGACAAGCUCACCGCCAUGGCCAACGAGCUCCAUCCCCGUCUGCUGCAGAGGGGAGGAGGCAUCAGGGGCAUGGAGGUGAAGAGGAUUGUGUAUGACGAGCCGGGGGAGAAGGCGGAGACGAACCUUGUCUUCAACUUCUUCCUUGACUGCAGAGACGCUAUGGGUGCAAACAUUGUCAACACGACCGCCGAGCAUCUCACGGAGGAGGUGGAGAAGAUCACAGGAGGGAAGGUUGGACUUCGGAUCUUGUCAAACUUGGCCGAUCGACGUCUCGUCCGCUCCAGCGUGAAGAUUCCAUUUGAUCGUCUUGCCACCAAGGAUAUGGACGGAAAGGCUGUCGCGCAGGGAAUCGCAGCGCAGCAGCAGCAGCAGCAGCAGCAGCAGCAGCAGCAGCAGCAGCAGCAGCAGCAGCAGCAGCAGCAGCAGCAGCAGCAGCAGCAGCAGCAGCAGCAGCAGCAGCAGCAGCAGCAGCAGCAGCAGCAGCUUGAUGAGAUC